Molecule: messenger RNA, 858 nt
Organism: Penicillium antarcticum
Lineage: Eukaryota; Fungi; Ascomycota; Eurotiomycetes; Eurotiales; Aspergillaceae
Product: alpha/beta hydrolase
Exons: 1
Coding region: 1-858 (285 amino acids)
Cellular component (GO): cytoplasm; nucleus
Source: RefSeq, a predicted model, not a curated record
AUGGCGCCAAACCCAUCAACCCAACGCCAACCCCUAAAACUACUGAUGCUACACGGCUACACACAAUCAGGCCCCCUCUUCCACGCCAAAAGCCGCGCCCUAACAAAACACAUCCAAAAAGCCUUCCCCCUGCACGAUGUCAGCACAAGCUACCCCACAGCCCCUCUCCGCCUCCUCCCAGCCGACAUCCCAGGCUACGAGCCCUCAGAAACAAGCAACGAAACUUCCUCAAUCGAAGCCUACGGCUGGUGGCGCCGCUCAAACACCGCCAAUCCACCUUUAUACACGGGCAUUGAGGAAGGGCUAGCAGCAGUAGCGCACACACUCACCGAAGAGGGACCCUUCGACGGUGUGAUUGGAUUCUCACAGGGCGCUGCGCUGGCAGCGAUGGUUGUGUCGUUGCUUGAGCCUGGACGGAAGGGUAGCUUUGAGCAUUUCGAGAAGAUUGUUGGAGAGUGUGGUGUGGCUGGUAUGCCGUUCCCUGAGUCUUUUGGAGAGCAGGCUGGGUUUAAACAUCCGCCGCUUAAGUUUGCGAUUUGUUAUUCUGGUUUUAGGGCGCCUGGGGCUAGGUACCGGGGUUUCUUCGAGGAGCCUGCUAUUUCUACGCCUGUUUUGCAUGUGCUUGGUAGUUUGGAUGCUGUUGUUGAGGAGGGGAGGAGUCGUGCUUUGAUUGAGGCUUGUGUUGGGGAGCCUGAGAAGGAGGGCCUGGUUGUUUGGCAUCCUGGUGGUCACUUUUUGCCUAGUCAGCGGCCUUACUUGGAUGCUGCUGUUAAGUUUAUUCGAGAGUAUGUUGGGCUUGAGGAGGAUAAGCAGAAGGCUGAGGAGGUUGAUGUCAAUGAUAUGGAUAUGCCGUUUUGA